Molecule: messenger RNA, 864 nt
Organism: Vespa mandarinia (Asian giant hornet)
Lineage: Eukaryota; Metazoa; Arthropoda; Insecta; Hymenoptera; Vespidae
Product: piggyBac transposable element-derived protein 4-like
Source: RefSeq, a predicted model, not a curated record
AUGUGCGAUAAAUUAUCGGACUCCGAUAGCGAUACUGCAAUAAAUAAUAUUUGUACUAGAAAGAAGGCAAUCAGCAUUGCCGUCGGAAAAAUGUACUUAGCACACUUCAACAUAAAUUUCUCCUCUGCAAUAUUAGUUUUAUUAUUUUUUUCACCUGAUCUUGUGGACUUUAUUGUGGAUAAGACAAAUAACUAUUGGGCACGUACAGUAAAUGAUGACAUGCGUAACAUCAAAAUUGGUAGAACUGUCGACGAGCUGUACUGUUUUCUUACAUGUACGUUACUAAUGUUGAGAAACAAAAAAUUACGGCUUAGUGAGUAUUGGUCUAGAGAUAAACUUUUACAAACUGAUAUUUUUAGCGAAAUUAUGUGCAGAGAUAGAUAUUUAGUUUUAUUGAAAAUGUUACAUUUUGUUGAAAAUAAUUUAAAAUCUUCUGAUCGUUUGCAAAAAAUUAGCAGCGUUUCAAGCAGACUUAAAAAAUCGUUUAAAAACUCAUUUCAUCCUUUUCAAAAUUUAUGCAUAGAUGAAAGUCUUUUAUUAUACAAGGGCAGAUUAUCUUUUAAACAGUAUAUACCAGCCAAAAGAAGCCGAUUUGAUAUUAAAACGUACGUAUUAUGCAACUGUAAAACAGGCUACGUACUAGAUACAAUCGUAUACACAGUAUUUUUGAAGAACUUGUUACAAAAGAUGAGAGUGAAGAAUAAAAUAUCCGAUUUGAAUGAGGAUUGUAAUGAUGAAAUACAGAUUGAAAUACAAUUACAGAGAACGCGCCGAUAUGUUCAAUUGCCAUAUGAUUCCAAAGAUAUGAAGAACAAUUCAAAUUCACAUAUAGAAAAUUUCGGAGACUAUUUAAAUGGAGAGUGA